AAAUUAAAAGUUUACAAAUUAGGUAGCAAAAAAAAUUGCCAGAGAUUAAUUAAUUAAUUUAUUUUACACAAAUAGAUUACUACCAGCAAACAAGCUGCUCUGGUGCCAAGAAGUAGGAAAUGAUUUGAGCAAAAUUGGUUGUGAAUAUAAAAAAAAUGGAAUAUUUAGCCGAAACUAUCGCUCUAGGUGUGGAUUCCUUAAUCCUAGCAGCAUGCAUUAAACAAUAUUACAAGAAUAAAAAUGCAAUGAUGAUGAUACAGGGAGCUCCCUAUUUGGAAAUUGAUAAAAAUUUGAAAGAAAUAGUUGAAACUCACCCAGAAAAAAAAUUAUCCUAUGUGUCAGUUCGAGGAACUGUUAAACCUUUAGGAAAUCCUAUUAUAAGUAUCAAUAAUCCAAACGUCUCUGGAGUUGUCCAACUACUACGUAUCAAAGAACAUGUGGUUCAGAGGAGUACUACGGGAUUUUGGGCUGAUUCCGAACGCACAAUACAAGAAGUUCAUAAUGUAAUGCCGUUUGCUCUUGAAACUAAAGGCAUGCAAAUAGAAAUCUGUGAUCCACUAGCCGCAGAUGUUUUAGAUAUGGAUGUGAUAUCUGAUACUUUCCACCCUACCGUGCCAAGUGUAAUGGACCACAUAUGGGGCUUUUUUGCUGGAAUUCGUCAAAGAGGUGUCCAGUCAACUGAAAAAAUGCUUCGGAAAGGAACAAUGAUAACUGGAAUAGGAGAACUAGUGUACGCCAAAGAUGGUACGCUGAAGCUACAACCUCCUUCUAACAGUGCACCUUUUUAUCUGACAAACAUGCAGAUUACGUCUCUCGUAAAGAAACUGAAUGAUUCAAAGAAGAACUAUAGGUUGCUCUGCAUAAUAUUCGGAUCGAUUGGAAUUAUUCUGGGUGGUUUGAUUGUGAGGAAGUAUUGGAGGUACAGGAUAGAAUUGGAAGAAGAGGCCAAAAGAAAAUUGCAAAUCGAGGAGUCCAGAAGAGAAAGGCGCAGGAGAAUAAGAGAUGAAGAUUUACCUGAGAAUCAGCAAUGCGUUGUAUGUAAAACAAAUCCAAUAGAGAUAAUUUUAUUGCCCUGUGGCCAUGUCUGCUUAUGUGAAGAUUGUUCGGUGGACAUAACAGAGAAUUGCCCAGUAUGUCGACAAGCAAUAGAAAAAAAGGCAGUUGCAUAUGUUUUAUAAUAUAUAUUUCACUUCUUUUUUAAACAAUGUAUAUAAAUUACAAAUAAAAUUAUA
Messenger RNA from Anoplophora glabripennis (Asian longhorned beetle), 1232 nucleotides. RefSeq names its product mitochondrial E3 ubiquitin protein ligase 1. Gene Ontology annotation, molecular function: ubiquitin-protein transferase activity. Gene Ontology annotation, biological process: organelle organization; protein ubiquitination. The transcript has 4 exons. The coding region runs from base 156 to 1178 and encodes 340 amino acids. NCBI's taxonomy places the organism in Eukaryota, Metazoa, Arthropoda, Insecta, Coleoptera, Cerambycidae. The record is from RefSeq and is a predicted model, not a curated record.